Molecule: messenger RNA, 604 nt
Organism: Loa loa (African eye worm)
Lineage: Eukaryota; Metazoa; Nematoda; Chromadorea; Rhabditida; Onchocercidae
Exons: 4
Coding region: 5-604 (199 amino acids)
Cellular component (GO): membrane
Source: RefSeq, a predicted model, not a curated record
AGGUAUGACGUCGUCACGGCAAGAGGUGUACACAGGAGCACAACCGAUGAAUACCAUGGUAACAACGAUGACCAAAACAGAUGAUGGUCAAUUGCAGAAUCGUGAGUAUUACUUUGGUCACCGUAGUUUGAAUGGAACUUAUUGUUACCAGUUGGCUGGUAUUCUACGAAUUUUCGAAAUUGCAAGCUUACUAAUAAUAUCAUCAAUUGUAUCAGUAUAUGGUCCAGGACCAUUUAAAGGAAUUCUUUUUGGUCAAACAUUUUUACUUAUCUUUGCUGGUAUUGCUGUUUGCUUCACAUUCAUUUUUUUUAUUGUUUUUCUCUUCCAAUUACACGAAACUCAUCUUGACUUUUGGCCAUGGAAAAUCUCUGAUUUUAUGUUUUCAAUAACCGCAUGCUCAUCGUAUAUUAUUUUGGGUUUGAUUGAAGCGUACUAUUCGACAGGUGCUUGGUCGAAUAAUUGUAAUGAUAUUGGCUCAGAUGGUAUCAUUCAUAAUCAUUGUCGAACCAUUUAUGAAUGGGUCUUUGCAUCGCUUCUAUCAUUUUUCAAUGGAUUUUUAUAUGGAAUAAGUGCAUUUUUAGCUCAUCGUAAUCAAUAUAGUUAA